AUGUCUGAUGAAAAAAUGGAGGAAGUGCAUGAUGAAUAUUUGGAAGAAGAGCAACAUACAGGAAAUGAUACUGUCGAUGAGGGAAAUCUGGAUAAUAAUGAUAAUCAGCAAAAUGCUGAAAAUAUAGAAAAUGGUGAUGGGCUGAAAACAGAUGAUAAUGAAGAAACGAUGGAUAGCAAUAAUAUUGAAUCUGUGGAAGAAGAAAUAGAGGAAUAUAUGGAAAAUGAAGUAUACAAGAAUUUGCGAAUUCAGAAUUUAAAACCAAAAGUAGCGGCAGUUUUAGUAGAAUUGUUCGGUGCGACAGACGUAACUGCAGCAGAUUUCGAUGACCGUGCAAUCGAACUACUGCGUAGUUUCAACGAAGAACAUGCAUUAUUUGUUAUUAAAGAGAUAAAAGAAUCAAAUCUAAUUGGUGUACAAAAUAAGGCCCAGUAUUUGAUGUCAAUUAUGCGGAAUUUCCGUGAUAAAGUCCGUCAAAUAGGUGCAACAGCCGCUCUCAGUCAGCCGUUAGUGAAUGGACCAGAUGUUGAAAAAAUUAAAGAAAUAUUGGAUCGAACAGGAUAUUCACUCGAAGUUACGAUUGGCCAGCGUAAAUAUGGUGGUCCUCCACCUGAUUGGGAUGGCCCUACAACGGGACCAAUAGGACCUGGUCACGAAAUUUAUAUCGGCAAAAUUCCGAAAGAAGUUUAUGAAGAUUCAUUGAUACCUCUCUUUGAAGAAAUGGGGAAGAUAUGGGAUCUGCGAUUGAUGAUGGACCCACUGACGGGGCGAAAUCGUGGCUACGCCUUUCUCACUUAUUGUGAUAAGGCAGCUGCUUUCGAAGCUGCUAAAAAGUAUGAUGGCCACGAAAUUCUACCUGGAAAAAAUCUGAAAGUCAAUGUCAGUGUUGCUAAUACUCGCCUCUUUAUUGGAAAUAUUCCCAAAUCGAAGUCCAAAGACGAAAUUCUUGCGGAAUUUAAAGAUCAGACAGAAGGUGUAGUGGAUUGCAUAAUUUAUUCAAGUCCGGAUGCAGGCGAAAAUCGUAAAAAUCGUGGAUUUUGUUUUUUGGAUUUUUGUGAUCAUAAAACGGCAUCGGAUGCUAAAAGAAAAAUCAAUGCAGGGAAGUUGCGACCUUGGAACUCGGAUUUGGUUGUUGAUUGGGCAGAACAGCAAGAAGAACCUGACGAAGAGACGAUGGCCAAAGUAAAGGUCUUAUAUGUUCGUAAUUUAAAAGAAGCUGUUACUGAGGAACAGUUGAAGGAAAUGUUCUCAGCUCAUGGUGAAAUCGAUCGAGCUAAAAAAAUUCGUGAUUAUGCCUUCAUACACUUUAUGGAAAGAGAACCUGCGCUUAAGGCGAUGGAAGCACUGAAUGGUACUGUCCUUGAAGGUGUGGCUAUCGAUAUUUCCUUAGCUAAACCUCAGAGCGAUAAAAAAAAAUCAAUGCGUGGUCGUGGCCGAGGAUUUGCUAUGCCACGUGGUGGUUUUGGUGAUUUCGGUUUCGGAGGGCGUGGAGCAAAUGUGAGACGCGGUGGCCCGUCGUUUAACGGUCGUGGUGGUUUUCUUUCUGGUAGCGAUUAUUACGGAUCUUUUGAUCCUUAUGAUGCAUAUGGCUAUGGCGCUCCACCAAUGAGUUAUCCGUAUAGUAGUGGCUACGAUUCAUAUGGUUAUGCACCCGAUCCUUAUGGCUAUGGUUAUGGAGCACCACCAGUCGGUAUGCGAGGUCGUGGAUCGGUGCAGAGCGGUUUUGCGAGCAGAGGAACAGCAGGUCGAGGCCGUUCAGGUCGAGGUUCACGUGGUGCCACGCAGCGUGGCGCAAAAAGACCUGGUGAUGGUGCAGGUGGUCCUGCUUCUAAACGUGAAUUUGGUGGUGAUGAUUUCUCAGCUGAUGUUAAUAUGUCAUCAUUCUGA
This is a messenger RNA of Dracunculus medinensis (Guinea worm), 1887 nucleotides long. The record is from the annotation of a GenBank genome assembly. NCBI's taxonomy places the organism in Eukaryota, Metazoa, Nematoda, Chromadorea, Rhabditida, Dracunculidae.